GAGGGGGACUCGUUCCCGGCUGCCUCAGCGGCCGGCUCAUGGCGGCGGCGCGGUGACGGGUGAGCAGCGGGCGGCGGGCCUCGGCCGGCACACCCCGCUUGGGAAACCCGCUCCGCGUUCCGAGGGUGCGGGUAGGGAAGGCAUAGAGUUUUAAAUUGAAGAAAAAAUGUCACUUUACGAUGACUUGGGAGUUGAGACCAGCGAUUCCAAAACAGAAGGCUGGUCUAAAAACUUCAAACUACUACAGUCUCAACUGCAGGUGAAGAAGGCAGCUUUGACUCAAGCAAAGAGUCAGAGAACCAAGCAGACAACAGUACUUGCUCCAGUGAUUGACCUGAAGCGAGGGAGUUCUUCUGAUGAAAGACAGAUCGUGGACACACCGCCUCAUGUAGCAGCUGGGUUAAAGGAUCCCGUGCCUAGUGGUUUUUCUGCAGGAGAUGUAUUGAUUCCUCUGGCAGAUGAGUAUGAUCCCAUGUUUCCAAAUGAUUAUGAAAAAGUGGUGAAGCGGCAAAGAGAGGAACGACAGAGGCAGCGUGAGCUGGAGAGGCAAAAGGAAAUAGAAGAGAGAGAAAAACGUAAAGACAGACAUGAAGCCAGUGGGUUUUCAAGAAGACCAGAUCCAGAUUCUGAUGAAGAUGAAGAUUAUGAAAGGGAGAGAAGAAAAAGAAGUAUGGGAGGAGCUGCAAUUGCACCACCUACUUCUCUGGUUGAGAAGGACAAAGAACCUGUAGCAUCGUUCCCAUACGAAGAUGAGUCAAGACCUCGGGCACCAUCUUCCAAAGCAGCCAUUCCUCCUCCAGUGUACGAUGAGCCAGACAGACCUCGUAGCCCCACAGGACCUAGCAACUCAUUCCUUGCUAACAUGGGAGGGACAGUGGCUCAUAAAAUCAUGCAGAAGUAUGGUUUCAGAGAGGGCCAAGGGCUGGGAAAGCACGAACAAGGACUGAGCACAGCACUCUCUGUAGAGAAAACUAGCAAGAGGGGUGGCAAGAUCAUUGUUGGAGAUGCUACAGAGAAAGCAGAUGCAACCAAGAAAGCAGAUUCUAAUCCAUUGACUGAGAUACUGAAAUGCCCAACUAAAGUGGUCUUACUAAGGAAUAUGGUGGGUGCUGGUGAGGUGGAUGAAGAUCUGGAAGUUGAAACUAAGGAAGAAUGUGAAAAAUAUGGCAAGGUUGGGAAAUGUGUCAUCUUUGAGAUUCCUGGUGCCCCUGAUGAUGAAGCUGUAAGAAUAUUUUUGGAGUUUGAACGGGUUGAGUCUGCAAUUAAAGCUGUUGUGGAUCUAAAUGGAAGAUACUUUGGCGGCCGAGUGGUGAAGGCUUGUUUCUACAACCUGGACAAGUUCAGAGUACUGGAUCUGGCAGAGCAAGUUUGAUUUUAAAAAUCUAGCUCGAGGUGUCACUGUUUUGGCAAUCGUGUUUUCAGCAGUAGGCUGGGAAAAAAGAAGAGAAAGUAGCUUUCCUAGCAGACUGGAAACAAGCCUCAUUGAAUGGAUUUUUCGCAUUCGUUGUGACUUCAUUUUUUGUAAUAUAAAGCCCUUUGAAAUUAAGAUUCACGUCUGUGUGUUUUUGAAUUGCACAAUUCUGCUUAUUGCUCUGGGAAUCCUUGGUUUUUUGAACUUUUCAUCCAUGACUUCAUGAUUUUGAAAACCAACUGCUGAGGAAAUGCUUUGUCUGUAUUCCUGUUUUCCUUGUUCUGGUGCUUCUUCACAGUUUCCUGGUCAGCGUCCACAGUAAGUGGGAAGCUCUGGAAAAGGACUGUGUGCUAUUAUGCUUCUCUUUCCUGAUAUUUCUCUUGCUUGUCAGUCCUCCAUCUCUGCACACCAGAGUGAUCUGGGGUUGUUGGGCAGUUGGCAGGUAGUUUUUUUGUUGUUGUUGUUGUUUGUUGUUUUUUUUUUACUUCAGCACAAUAUUUUCUAUGCCAGAAUGGAGACUAAAGCAACAAGGAGUGAGUUUGUGUUUCUUCCCAAGUCCAAAGAAAACAGGUUUAAUAGAGGGAACUGAAAGGAGAAAGGAAAUUAAAAAGCUUAAGCAUUUGAAUCAGAAUGAGUGGACGGUUAGCAGAUGCUCUAUGCUGUCAGGCAGUCUUUGCUAGAAAGCCAGUGUUAACUGAUUGCAGGUAGUUAUUGAAAUACUGUGUAUAGAAUGGAGAGAAACUCAUUCUUUCACCUGGCCAGCUAUCAGAUUCUCAAUUCUUCUAAUGUAGGUAACUAACUUUUUAAUUGAUUGAUACCGAAGAAGAAAGCAAUGGAAGAAAAUUCUCAUAGAAAAAUGAAAUGACAAACUAAAUUUCUAAACACUGCAGCUCUUUUCAGUCUGAUGUAAAAUAGUAUGUAGCAUUCUGCUCUGGUUUCAUGUUCACCUUUUGUUUGGGAUCAGUAUGUGACAGAGGUGGCAAGAGAAGGCUGUGCAGUGAUGGUGGUUGUCUGUGUGCUCUGUUGCAUCUACAAUUGCCACUAAAAUUGUGUAGGUAUUAAAAUGGAAGGGAGCUUUGAUGGCAUUUUAGCUGUUCUAAAGCUGAUGCUGGAUGUAUUUUUCCUGUUAUACACAUGUACCUGGGGGAGGGGAUAUAGACCUGUAGUUGAUCAGUGCUGUGAGUAUCUCCAGUUAUUGCCUUUUUAUUAAGUUUUGGCUGCAGAUCCAUAUGACAAACCCUUCGUCUUGUUUCUCGCUUAUUUUGUCUGCUUGUGUUCCAACAACCUCUGUACAAACAUUUGCCUGUAAAAGAGAAAGCAAUUUUUUUUAAAAAAACUUGUAUUUUACCUACUGUGUGUCAGCUUCCUUACUGUCUCCUGUUACACAAGAAGGUGGUCACUUCUAUGGCACGUUUCCACUGUUGGCAGUGGCUGUAAUCCACCAUUAGGAUAACCUCACUGCAGCAAAAGUGAAGAACCAGCCUGACUAAUGCUGAAACCACAGGUCUUGGGGCCAUAACAGAAUUCAGAUUCUGUUAUUAUCUCUGUUAUUAGUUUUCUCUUUGACCUUGAGCAAUAUGCUUGAAAGCCCUUUCUACUAUGUAGUAAAAUGAAGAAAUUAUGCUAACAGCAAUUAGCAUAUAUUUGCUUACAAGAGUUAAAUAAUUUGUGUGUCAUGCUGCGGAAAGGUACCUGCUGGUAAUCCAUUUAUUGUGAUCUGAACUUAACUUGAAAUAGGAAUUGGCUUUUAUUUCAGCAAAUACUGCUGUUCUGAAUGAGUAGCUGUUUCCUGAGUACAGGCUUUUUCUUCUGUUUGCUGAGAAUUGUUUUAUUGGCAACCUCUGUGCCUUUUAGUUAUAAAGAUCAUCGUCAGUGUUUAAGGCCUAACACUUAGCUCUGUAAAUACAGAGAAAGGGGCUUUUUGGUUUUGUGAUCUGCAUAGGGGAGACACAAAUAUUCUGUAAAAAGUAUUUAUCUGUACCGUGGGGUCACUAAGACAGCUGACCUCCUCCUGAGGUGUUAGCAGAUGUACAUUGCCUUAGUUGCACCUCAAGCUUCGUUCCUUUGUAGCAAGUAAUUUUGCUGGGUGCAGCAGAGUUUAGUGAUGUUGGAGUGUGGUUUGUGAGCAGUUGGCCUCUAGGUGCUGCUGCAGGAAAUGACACAGAGGCUGACGUGGAAGCCUGAAAAGGGUCAAACGUAUCAUGGUCCUUAGUUUAAGGUCUUACAGGUGACUUGUAAGUUAAGGUAGUUAAUAGAAAAGUAUUCUCUUUUUUGAAAAUGCAUAUUCUUCCACUUAAUGUAUGUUUAUGUGAUGGCUCAGGCUUUGUCAGAUAAGACUGGUCCUUGCAUGCCUUUAAAAAAUGUAGUUUCUGAAUUCUCUACUUCCUACCUCCUCUGGAAACUGUUAUUACUGACUUUAGGUUCUCAAAUUCCCUUUCAUUUAACACUGACAGCUCUUCCUGCUUAUGAAUCCUUUUUUCCUUCCAUCAUUUGUCAGCACCCUGUCAAAAAGCUCCAGAACACUUGGAGUUCUGUUACACCUAUGAACUUUUACUUGCACUUGUUUCCUUGUCUUUUUGUACUUGAAGUUAGGCACCAACCUUUUUUUCUGUAAGGUAUAUUGUAAACAUAGCUUCAUAACUGUAAUCUAGAGCAGUAAUACUUUUCAUUUUGUGUGAAGCCUUAGAAAAUCAUGAUUACAGAAAAUUAAUAGAAUGGUGGCCUGUUACAUUUGCCUGAUUGGCAGUGCAGUAUUGGUUAUAUUACUUUAGUGAACAGGUUUGAUAUUUUUCAGUCCAGGUUUCCUAAAGUUAAACUUUCAUUCUGUGUUACCUUGUAAGGGCUUUGAUUCUCUGAGGUGCUGAAUUACUGAAUCCCCUCUCAGGCUAAGCACAAACUGUUCAUUACUUCCAAGAAUCUAGAUUAGAUGCCUACUUAAGGAAGAUUUGGCAGCAUCCUGAUGCUAGCAGCAAGCUGAGAGGGACAUUUAGGACAUGUCAGCCAGGAGCUGAACAAGAUGUCCGUAGUGUGUUAUCAACCCUGAAGUCUAAAGAACAGGGAUUUGCAUCGUGGCAGAACCAUUUGCUGCCUUUUUACUUUUCUAAAUUGUAACAGUGAUUGUUAUUUUAAAAGCAGGGAAGCAUUGACUUGAUGCCUUUGUCAUUUUUAGUGUUUAUAACCUCCAGGUUUCAUUCCUGAGUGGUAACAGCUAUUUCAGAGCCCAUCAUUAUGAACAUAGGUUACAACUGUAUUUUCUUAUGUGCACUGUUCUGUAUUUAGCCUAUGCUGAGUUUCAUCUGUCAGUUCAUCACUUGCCCACUUAGUGUCAGACUAAAGAAAUCUGAUGAGCCUUGUGCUCACAGGGAAUGUUAAGUUUUAAAUUACUGUUGUCAAAAUGUAAGCUUGAUGUGCUAAUAUUAUAUGAAGGAUGAGAGUUGUUGCCUCAAAAUGUUAUCUAAACAGCUGUGCAAAGAAGGGGGGAGACAGCUAAAACGUGUCUUGCCCAAGGUCAUGCAAAAGGUUGGUUGCAGAGCUGAGAUUAUACCCUUCAGCCAUAUAUUUGCAACUAUGCAACUAAAACCAAAAUUCCUCCUGGAGGAGUUGCUUUUUAUUUAAAGGCAGAAAAUGGUAAGUGCUCUUAGCCUUAAACUUAGUCAGACUUUACAAUGACCUUUUUCCUUAAUUACCCAUCAUUCAUCAAAAUAAUACACUUUGUACUUCUGAAGCUCUUUCCUGUGAGACAGAACUGUGAUGUAGUAAAAUAGUAAGCAGUUGAUUUUAUAGAGAAGGAAAUUGAGAUAAGCCAUGCAGCAGCAACAGGAAUGUCAACCACAGGAGCAAGAGGCUGAAAUUUCAGGUCCGGCUCAAUCAGCUUGAAGUUGUCAAUUCUGCUCAAUCAGCUUGAAGUUGUUAAUUCUACAGGUGAUUCUGCUUCCAUGCUGUGUUGAUCCACGCACAGGUAAGUUGCAGCUUACCUCGUGUUGCAAAUUACAUUUUUUAGAUGGUAAAAUAAUAUUGCUUCUUCCAUUUCUGCCAGCAGAUGCAGCAAUAGGAAUAUAGCACUUAAAAUAGGUUCUUUUUUAUUAUUAUUUGCUUUUUCUUUUUCCCAGUUUGAGAUGUACCAAUGAAGAGGCAUGGCCAGAUAGAGUUGGUAGUGAAAAGUGAUACGCCACCAAGAUCCAGGAAGUGCUUAGAUUUCUUUUCUGGAUUUCAUGGGAAAUCAAUGUUACUGGACUAUCAGUGCAAGUCCUUCAGUGCCCUUAAUUUCACAGAAUUGUAGAGUGACUGAGGUUGGCAGGGACCUCUGGGUCCGUCUGGUUCAACCUCUGCUUAAAUAGGGCACUCCCAGAGCAGAGUGCCCUGAACCAUCUCUAAGCAGCUUUCGAAGGUCUGCAAGGGGUGGGGCUACAACCAUUCUGGGUGCUUUGUCACCCAUACAGCAUAGAAAGUGCUUCCUGAUGUUCAAAGAAUCCCCUGUGCUCUGAUUUGUGUUCACUGCUUCUUGUCCUAGAGCAGGGCACCACCGACAAGAGCAUAUCCCCAUCCUUCAGCAUUCCCUUCAAGUAUUUGUAGGCAGUGAUGCGAUUCUCCCUGGGCCUUCUGUUCUCUAUGCUGACCAGUCCCAGCUCUUUCAGCCUUUCUUCAUAGGAGAACUAUUUCAGUCUUUAUCUUCACAGUUCCUUAUUGGAUACUCUCCAGUAUGUCCAUCCUGGACUGUACUGGGGAGUCCAGAACUGGACCCAGUAUUCGAGGCUCUUCUGAGUAAACCACAUGUGACCACCUGCUGGUCACACUCCUUAUGCAGCCCAGCGUAACUUUAGCCAUCAAUGACACACUGAGAAUCCUAGGGAAGAUGAUUUCAAAGGCCUUCCUGAAGUCCUGGUAGACAAUGUCCACUGCUCUCCUCUUGUCCACUAUGCCACUUUACCAUACAAGUUAAUUAGUUGGUCAAGCGUACUUUCCCUUGGCAACAUCAUGCUGAAUGCUGCUGAUGAUUUUCUUGUUGCUCAUACACCUGCAAUUUUUUUCUACAAUUUGCUGCUCCAGAAUCUUAGAUAUAAAUGAAAAUUCUCUAAAGAAUUUUGGAAAAGAGUAAGAGCAUCCAUACAGCUGAGGGCUGCUUUCAGACGUAUCUAGUGUUGAUAACAUUUUCCUGAAUGUAAUUUUGCUGCUUUCCCUAAUAAAUCAAGAGCUCCUUACAAUUGCAGAGAACCAAUCAUGUUGAUUACAAGCACCCUCUGUCCCAAUAACUGCAGUGCUGUGUGAUAAUGAUGGGACUCUUAAGAAUUCAUACCUUUAAGUGAUGACACUUGUCCUUAGAAGAGGAAUAGCGAUUUGAUUGCAUUAGCACUGCACUCAGUUUGUUAAUUUGCUGCCAGCAAAGAAAUGAGAAUUUACAGUCCCUUAGGAACUACUUUGAAAACUCUCAUGUUUCUUCAGGCUGUGUCUACGUUUUUUAAUCUGCUUUUGCAUAUAGGAGGAGACCCUUCAGGAGAUGCAGGCACCGUGACGAGUUGUACCACUGCUUCUAUUUCCACCCACUGGCCAACCUCCGACUCCUGUUUGGUGGCAGUCUGUAUCUGAGCUGGGGCUUUUCCCCUUUGCUAGAGGAAAGAACUGAGCUUUUGUGAAAUGUUGGAUCUGUCAGCCAGGAGACAAUGUCUUUGUCUUUCUGCUGUGCUGAACUGUGGAAGAGAGGUUUUUCAAAUAUGAGUUGGAGAAUAACUCUGAGCUUCAGAACUUUAUGUGUCCUACAGGCAAGACUUCCAUUAAAUGACUUCUCUCUUGCAAUCUGAUGUUUUUCACUCAGGGUGGUGACGCACUGGAACAGGUUGUCCAACGAGGUUGUGGAUGCUUCAUCCCUGGAGGCAUUCAAGGCCAGGCUGGAUGUGGCUCUGGGCAGCCUGGUCUGGUGGUUGACAACUCUGCACAUAGCAGGGGGGUUGAAACUAGGUGAUCAUUGUGGUCCUUUUCAACCCAGGCCAUUCUAUGAUUCUAUGAAGACUUCAUUCUAAUUGCAGUUUGGGUUAUGUGAAUGGUUGUUGUUUUUCUCACUGCUUCAGGGCCUGUCCUCUGUGACUCACAUGCUGCCCUCUCCUUGGAAAACUUGCGUGAACCUUCAGAAAUGGGAAGGCUUUGAGAUGAGUUACUGGACUAAAGCCAUCAAUAGGAAGGCACUGAUGAGGAGCAGGUAUUGAGUAUUCAACUUCAUGAGUAAACAGGUCAAAUUGCUUACUCCUAGUUGUAUUUCAUCCAUUUUCUUCUGUUAGAAAUACUGCUUACUGCUAUUCUGGUCACUCCAGCAGCCAGCUUUAUGUCACCAGCAUACUUUCCUAAAGACUGAGAUUUUGGUUCUAGCUCAACACAUGGACCUCAGAACAAAUAGGUGACGUGAUCGAUCUCUCUCUUUCCCUCACAGCACGUUGCUGUAAGUAGAAAGGAGACACAACACACAAAAUCAGACUGACCCUUGCAGCUGUAACCAAAAACAAAACAAAACAACCUAGAAAAACAGUCUCUGCAGAAUAUUGUUUGCACAGCACAAGUAACAUCUGAUCACUGGUUGUUACAGGACUUCUGCACAGCCCAGCUGAAGAUGGGCAGGCAGCUCCUGGAAGGACACAAUGCCCUUCCUUUUUCUGAAUGCUGGCUUACUGUGGUGCUCAUGAGAAAUAACUGAAGCUGAGAAGGGGGGGUAGCACUGGUGCUUGGAGUAAUGAAUGAGAUGCAUAUGUGGAUGUUUUGAGGUGCUGUGAAGACUGGUCUGUGAGAGAGGAGGCAAAUCUCAAGGGAAGUCUCAUAUCUGUGCCUGUUAUGCAUUUGCACAGUGAGUUUGAAAAUGAAACUUUACCUCUGAGAACUGCAGAAUUUUUCAAUGUUGCAAGAAUUGGCUGACUGGCUUAUAAUGUUAGCCAGCUCCAGAGCAUAGAAGCCUUAACUCCUGUGCAGCUCCAUGCUUUCUCAUCAGUAUUUAUGCCUUGUGUCAGGAGCAACAAAUGGGAAGCUGCUCCUUUCUGCUCCUCACCAAAGGACCCAUGAACUCUGAAACAUUCUUGAAAUGACUGCUCACAUUGGUACGACUGCCUUUCUCUUUCUACAAGCCAGCAGGUAUAUGUGCUGUAUGCCUUCAAUAUGCAGGGUGAUUUUACAUGCUCUUUAUUGCUACAAGUCUAGUGUUACUUGAGUUGCAAACCAAAUUAGUGGUAAGGAGGAGAAGAUGGAAAGUCUGCAGGGCUUCUAACUGCUGGAGAAGGUUGCACAAACCUACCAUUUCCACUUCUUCAUUCCUCAGGAGAGAGACAUGGGUAUGCCAGACAUGGGGUGGGAAAUGGGCACUGAGGAAGAUCAGAGCAGGUGAGACCCAAGGAAAACAAAGCAGUUAAUUGGAGAAGGGAUAGCAUGCACACCUGUGCAGAUUUCUCCUCUCUUAUCUUCUUUCUCCAGUUUCUGCAUCACACAAGUAUUUAUAGUGUUUCUUCUUAAGUAACGGUAAGUAGGUUAAUCCCAAAGCACAAGACUUGGUUCCCUGUUCCUAUUGUGUUAGUUUAGGAAUGCAAGAGUUCAGCUGUACAUCUGCUGCUGGUCACAAUGCAGCAUUAAUGCACCCUAACCCUGAUAGGUGGGGGACUGAAGCUGUGCUCCCCUUCAGCUGUGCUCCCUGUGCAGGACCCUGCUUUGGCAGGCAUGAAGGCUGGUGCUCCCCUACAUCUUCUAGCAAGUGUAGCAUCUCCAGUACUAAAUUUUGUUUACAACAUAAACCAGAUAAAAGCAGGUGCCAGAGACUUUGCAACGGUGUUUGAAGUUUGCAUGUGCUUCACUGGCUGAUAAAACACAAGAGAACCUCAGUGAUAAAGAAAACAAGGCAUUUCACAGGAAGACAACUAGCCCUUCUCUUCUACCUCUUCUUUCUCCUGUAGGAAGAAUGUGAUUUUCCCAAAGCAGUUUUUAAGCAUCUUACCAUCUUACAGCCUUUUUGUUAUUUUUAUUCUUUCAGUCUCUAAGGUGUGAUCUCCUGCCUCCAUCUGAGACAGCUCAGGAAUCCAUAUGGUCCUGCCAAGGCAAAGGUCUUCAGCUCCUCACAGAUCUCUCCACCUCUUGCUGCGGGCAGAAAGCUGGGUAAUGUUUUUGGACUUUGCUGCUUCAAACUUGUAAAACUUGUAUAGCAACUGUGAACCAAAACUCAAGUGAUACUCUAGCAAAACAAGCCUCUGCUCCUCCAGCAUUCUCUUGUGAGGAUGGGAAGGAAAAAUUGAUGGGUUUUGAGUUGUUUGAGGCACUUCAGGAGAACGCUGGAGUUAUGCAAUUGUAGUGGUGCAUUCUCUUCACUGGGAGAGGAUGUGAGUUGGAAUAGAUCCCAGUGGCUCCUCUUCCCUCUUUGUCUGUGUAUGAGGCACAUAAGGACCUUGAUAGGAAAAUGGAAAUGAAAUGCACUCAAACCAGGAUUCAGGUAUUUGCUUCAAACGUAAACGUAAAGAGGAACAUGCAGCCCAGCUACCUACAGUGCACCAGUUAAAGCUCUGCAUAUCAUACCACAUAGCACAACACAGCUGGUUUUGCAAAUGAAGUCCCCGGAGCAUCACAUUCACCUGCAAAGGCUCAGCUCUUCAGAGGAUGUCAGGAAUUAAGGAUUAAUAAGGAAGAAAAAAAAAAUUAAGUCCUGAAAAUAUGGCCAUCUAUCACGGUGCUACUCAUGUAUUUUCUUUGUCACUUUGCUUUGCCAAAGUGUUUUGCUUAGUUUUAUUUCUAUGAAACAGUUUACUUUAUUUGUGGACAAAGCCUGAUAGUCUUUCCUCCAGCACUUUUCAGUCAAAGCUCAAGAAACAUUGAAUAAAAACACAAGAAGAACGAGGUUGUUAUCAUUUCUUGUAUUAUGAGCACUGUGA
Lagopus muta (rock ptarmigan) is the source of this 10293-nucleotide messenger RNA. It is a transcript of the gene RBM17, whose product is annotated as RNA binding motif protein 17. Gene Ontology annotation, molecular function: RNA binding. The transcript is spliced from 12 exons. Lineage: Eukaryota; Metazoa; Chordata; Aves; Galliformes; Phasianidae. The coding region runs from base 167 to 1372 and encodes 401 amino acids. Gene Ontology annotation, cellular component: precatalytic spliceosome. Gene Ontology annotation, biological process: mRNA cis splicing, via spliceosome; alternative mRNA splicing, via spliceosome. The record is from RefSeq and is a predicted model, not a curated record.